Australozyma saopauloensis is the source of this 3879-nucleotide messenger RNA. It is a transcript of the gene SNT1, whose product is annotated as Snt1p. The record is from RefSeq and is a predicted model, not a curated record. Lineage: Eukaryota; Fungi; Ascomycota; Pichiomycetes; Serinales; Metschnikowiaceae. Gene Ontology annotation, cellular component: chromatin; Set3 complex. Gene Ontology annotation, biological process: regulation of transcription by RNA polymerase II. Bases 1 to 3879 code for a protein of 1292 amino acids. The transcript has a single exon.
AUGUCAAAUUCGGGUUACCGUGGAGGCCCCACAAACUACCAUUUUGGGGGCGACGGCGACCACAACAAACGAAAAAAGCCGUACUUCCCGUCGUCCACGCGGCGCGACUUUAAAAGCCCCGCCUCCGAGUCGCAAGCCGGCGCUGGGAGACCCUCUAUAGUAAACGAAAGAAGAGUUUCGGGCGAGCUCCCGAGCCGACAGCGGUACCGCGAUUCGUCUCGAGAGAACGGUCUAGAUCUGCGAGAUCUAUCACGAGAUCCGCGCGACCUGCGAGACACUUCGUGGGAUGCUAGAGCGUCCGGUAGAGAUAGCGGUAGAGACAGAGAUACAGCUCGAGAUAGAGAUAUUGUUCGAGAUAGAGAUAUUGUUCGAGACAGAGAUACCGGUAGAGAAAGAGAUACAGCUCGAGACAGAGAUAUUGUUCGAGACAGUAGAGAUAUACGUGAGAGUAGGGAGCUUCGUGAUGGAAGAGAUUUGAGAGACGCUCGAGAUAUGCGCGAUGCUCGGGACAUACGAGAUAGAGACAUUAGAGAUAGUAGAGACUCAAGAGACUCGAGAGAUGCGCGUGACCGUGACUCCCACCGUGACCACCGUGAAUCUCUGUUCUCGGCUUCUUCCACAAAUCCCUCGCGCAAUCCUCGCGGAAGCGGAUACAACAAGGAUUAUCGUUACGGAAGCUAUAGUAAACAGUAUUCACUGUACGGCGGGAACUCUUACUCUGAGAGAGGCGGUGCAUAUGGCUCUUUCAGCGGAUCUAAACGUCAAGAACGAACUGAUAGACCCGACCGCGCUGAACGGCCUGAAAGGCCAGAACGGGCAGAUGAGUACUUCUCGAAUUACUCCUCUCGGGACACCAUUGCGCGCGAUACCUCCACCUCGAAAGAUUCCUGGCGUUCGGAAAAGCCACGGCAAAGCAGCGCUCCGAGGUUCAAUCCCAAUAACAUUCCUGUGAACCUGCGAAGCAACCUGUCAUCGAAUGUCGCUCCUACUUCUAGCGAACCCCAGAGGGAUCGAUACGGCAACUAUGACGAUCAGUAUUCUACGAAAUGGAACUCUUACUCGAGAAGACCAGAUAAUUAUUCGCGAACUGAGAGAUCUGCCUCAGACUACAACAUCCGGCCGUCCAACCCUGCAAGAGAUAGACCUGGCUCCUCGAGCCUCACUAAUACUGUUAACCCGGUGAAGCAACGCAUUAGCAAAAGCUUCAGCAGUUACAACAGACAAACAGACCAUUAUCCAAACGGCAAGCCAAACUAUAGUAGCGAGUCGCGUACCCGAGACUAUACUCCGCCCCCAACUGGUCCUCGAAUGAGCAAGGAGACUAACAUGGAAGACAUGCAGCAGGAUCUGCAUGAUUCCCUGUAUCUGUACGACAAGAGCAUAAAGCAAGAUGCACACGGCCAAGUUGAUGACGAGCGUAUAAACGUCAAAAUCGAGCAUGAAAUGUCUUCAGAACAUUCAGGAACAUCUAAACACACCUCUCCUAUGGGCGAUAUCAGCGCAGAAGUAGAGCCAGGUGUAUUGGAUACAUCGGUAAAGGAGGAGACUGAGCUUGGUCAGAAGGAAACAUCUCCUCAAAAUCACCAUGAUGAGCCUGGCGCUGAAAACGAAGAAGAACGAGAUGAUGAUGAAGAAGAUGAUGAUGACGAUGAAGAAGAAGAUGAUGAAGAUGAAGAUGAAGAGGCAAACGAUGAAGACUCUGUCUAUACUCCCCCCAUUCAGACCUCCGCCAUAAGCGAACACAGUACAGAGGAUGGAUUAGGCAUUGAAGAUUCUCAACACACGAAGGUGAAUGAGAUAAGUUCGGCAAAACUUGCAACUCUGUCGUUUAAUCCCGAAUUGGAGCCUGUAAUGUACCCCGAUGGUUGCUCCUAUCCCCAAACGAAGCUUGCAGCUGAAUACGAUCAGUUAGAAGCGCAGUACAAUGCCCUAGAGAGUAAAUCUAAGUUUGCGAACGAAAACGCAUCUCAAGAUUUCACUCACCAUCACUUUUAUUACUUCAACUUGACCAACUUUGUGGAUAACUAUGAUAAACAGUUUAAGAUUGUUUAUGACAAUAAGAAAGAGACGAAGAAGCACCAACUCAGGCUAUGGAUUAAGUAUGAGAAAUUACGGCGCGAUAACGACAAACGCUCCGAGUUCAUGAAGGAACAGCUCCAAGUCUUACAUCCAGGUGAUGAUGAGGCUACAAGGGAGCUUAUGAGCAUUGACACUAGACCAAAAGCAGGCUCUAUCACUCCGCAAAAUCAGGUGGUAGAUGCGGUGCCUCCUGGUGGGCGUCGUAAUCGUCGUCAUGGUGAUUUAGUCACAACUGAGGCAGAGUUCCAGGAGAUUUUGAAAACACUAGAGAAUGAGGAAAAAGAGAGUCCACUUGCGAAGGCGAAACGAGUAGCUGCAACUAUUCCUGACCUUUUGGUAGAUCCAGAUCAAAGAAAGCGUUUUGUUUUCAUGGACUCCAAUAACUUUGUAUUCGAUAAGGAAAAGUGGGCCAGUAGAAUCAACACAGACUUUGUCGACACCUUUACCGAAAUAGAGCACGAUCUCUUCUGUGAAGCUUUCUGUCAAUACCCAAAGAAGUUUGGUCAAGUAUCUCAGGCAAUGGGUGGAUUGAGACUGUCGCAAGAAUGUGUCAUACAUUAUUACAUGACCAAGAAGGCUGUCAAUUACAAAGCCUUGGUGUCUCAGUAUAAAAAGAAGGCAAAGAAAUCGAUUCGUCGAAAGAAGAAGAAGACUUUGCCUCCGUCGUCAGCAGAAGAGUCAUCUCAAGUAAAAGAAGAUUCUGAAAUUGAUGCCGAAGGUUCUGCCGUUCCACUUGUUAAAUCCGAUGAGAAUUCUUCAGUAGAGACUGCUGAUGGUCUCAGACCUGAAAAGAGAAGAAUUGAAGAAUUGACUUCCAACGCUGCUGACGAGCCCUCGAACAAAAAGCCAAGAGAACAGGCAGAUACCUCUCUUCCAGGCGAUGAACCAAUGAAGGCAGAGAGUCCUUCACCUUCUGGUGACAAUGAUAAUGAUGGUGAAGACAUCGAAGAGGAUGAAGAGGAUCUCAAAGAUGGUCUCUCGGGGGACGACAAACGCAAGAAUAUUUCAAGCUACUGGAGUAUUACCGAGACCAACGAAUUCCCACAUCUUCUCAAUCAAUUCGGAUCUCAGUGGUCUAAGAUUGCCGAGAAACUAGCCACUAAGAGCGCCACCAUGGUUCGGAACCAGUACCAAAGAAAGGGAAAGAAAUAUGGCUGGACCAAGGUUGUAGCCGCAGCCGAUCAGCGUCUCGCGCGCAAGCCCUACGUUGCUGGGGAGAACAGAUACUCCAAAUUCGAUACCACUCUUAUUGUCAAACCGCAACGUUCUACGAAUGCAGUAUUGCCAAACACUGAAAUCCACGUCUAUGACACAGGAGAGCAGAAUCAAGGCAAACCCAACAGCGCUCCUUCGGACAGAAUUUCUGUGUCUAAUUUGAUGGGUAGCCCACUCGUGUCUGAGUCAGGGUCACCCACAGUCAGUGGCCAGUUUUCGCCCGUGCCAGCUAAUGCUUCUCCUUCGACAAGAUUCUUCACUCAAACACCGGUAGAGUCCAGCAAUGGACCAUCCGGUGGAUCUCUUUUUUCCAACAGCUCUGAAGCUGUGCCGCAAAUUGCCUCUCAAUCGACUUUCGAGGCGCCUUCUUCGAGCCACUCCAAGCCAUCCAUCAUGAAUCUUCUCAAUGGCGACUCGCCCGUUCGAACGCAGAAUGUUGCAAUCACCGUUGCAGCACCUGUGCGCACAAACAUUUCUUCUUUGCUCAACACCCCGUCUUCUCCCGCUGGUCCUACCGGGUCCAGCCAAAUGUCUAAUGUGGGAGCUCCUCAUCGAAGCAGCAACAUAAACUCUUUGCUUGGAUGA